Messenger RNA from Lotus japonicus, 1145 nucleotides. RefSeq lists its product as uncharacterized. The transcript is spliced from 5 exons. The coding region runs from base 287 to 850 and encodes 187 amino acids. NCBI's taxonomy places the organism in Eukaryota, Viridiplantae, Streptophyta, Magnoliopsida, Fabales, Fabaceae. The record is from RefSeq and is a predicted model, not a curated record.
UUAAUUGGGGUGACAUUUCUAAUGAGUGGGGUGUGAAAUCCAAUCCUCCUUGCAGCUCUCUCUCUCUGAUCGCCACUCCCAGCACGUUCGUUUCCAGCAGUCUCGAGCAAUUUGAAGAAAAGGGUUUUGCCGUCCAUCCCCAUUGUCACCUUGUUUCCGGUGAGGAGAUCACUCACUCUCUCUGCCUCGCCGCCCUUCGUCGUCCUACCACCGCGACUAGCAAUAUCAAGAGGGACAUUGUAGCAGCUAGCAACAGAAAGCACGAAGAGCAAAGAAAGUUUAAACAAUGUCGUUUAUGAAAGGAGAUUUGCUUUCUCGAACCAGGAAGCUUGUGAAGGGUUUGGCCAAGGCAGAACCUGUGUGGCUCAAAGCAAUGGAACAAGCACCACCUGCAACAUUUCCUCGAGCUGGGGAAAAAGUUCAGACCAUCACUCUUCCUGAGGAUGUUUAUGUGAAAAAGUUUUAUAAAAAAUACCCAGAAUCUAAGUACCAUGAUCCCAUCAGGUUCUGUGCUUUUGAUCCCCCUCCAUCUCGUAUAUUUGCCUUGAGGGUUCUUGAGUUGAAAAAGCAUGGCAUUGGCGAGGAACAAGCUAUGGCUGUAGCCGAUACGGAAUAUCGAGCAGAGAAAAAGGCGAAGAAGCAAGCAUAUAGUCGUUUGAAGCAAAUCGCUCGUCUUCAAGGAAAGAGACCUCCUCCAAACCCAUAUCCUAAUCCUAUCAAGGAGAUACAAGCCGAGGAGAGGAAAUACGUCCGUGAUCGUUUCUUCAAUCCCAAGAUACUCGAAGUUGUGAAGCAAAAGAAAGCAGAGGCUGAGAGUUUCAGAAGUGGAUUUAGAGGGGGUGAUUGGUGAUUUUUACGUGCCAAGUUAAAAUAAUAUUGAAAAUUUCCCUCUUGAGCAAAUGAAGUUUACUUCUAGGCUCCUUUACUUCAUGUCUUGUUUUGUGGGGGGGGGGGGGUUCAGAGCUGAUGUGUUUUAUUGUGAAUUUCUUCAUUAACCAAAGCUUCAUUGAGUUUUUGCCUAUGAAAAUGUUUCCCUGAUAAACAUACACAUGAAGGUUGAAAAUAAUUUGCUGCAGAAUUUUGAUAAAAAAUUUGCAACCAGAUUUGGAGUUUGACAAACCUUAGACCAUUAAUGAUGAAUUUCU